Molecule: messenger RNA, 1905 nt
Organism: Adineta steineri
Lineage: Eukaryota; Metazoa; Rotifera; Eurotatoria; Adinetida; Adinetidae
Source: the annotation of a GenBank genome assembly
AUGGUCAAAAACGCAAAUGGUUUUAUUGAUGUUGAAUAUUUUUACUAUCACAUAUUAAAAAAAUCAACUUACAUUGCACGACAAUAUUGUAAUGUAUCCGACAUUCCAACAAAUCAAGAAAUGGAUGGUGCAUCAGCAGUACAAACUGCAGCUGGAUGGCACAUUCGACCAUUGAAUGAAUUCUUUUUAUUUGCAAGUGAUGAUCCAAAUCGAAGAAUUACACCAAUUUAUCUUGGUCAAGAUAUAGUACGUGGUAUUCCUGUUGAUAAAUGGCAAACUUGUAUUGUCGAUAAACCAAAUUAUCGAACAGUAAGACGUGUAUGGACAUUUGCUCAACGUGGUGUUCAAACUCCAGUCGGUGUUGUUGGUGAUUUAGCCUAUCCAGUUCAAGCAGUAAUUAGUGCUUCAGUUGACUUUCCAAAUGGCACACAAGCACUUGAAGUCGAUGAAGUUUUUAAUGUUCUAUCAUACAAACCAUAUAUUGUAGAAACAUCUGUACAAUUAGCACCACCAAAAGGUGUUUUUUGUAAAACUGGUGAAGGUCAAGAUUUAAUAUCACUUUCAGAUGCUCAUAUUAGUUGGUCAAAUCGUUUUAGUGUUCGUGUUGAAGCUUCAACAUCACUUUCUGUACAAAGACAAGGUUUUCAUAUACGUUAUGAUAGUGGUCGUGAUGGUAGUUCAAGACGUUUACGUUAUGAUUAUCAACCUCCAGGUUCAGAAGAUUUUACAACUGUUAUACAUGAUUAUGGAAAUGAAUUAACUUAUACAAUUGAUCGACGUGUUGGUUCAUGUAAAAUUGAUGCUGGUGUCCAAAUUGAUGAUGUUAAUCCUGGUAGUAAUCCAAUUGCAUUUUUCAUUAAAAACGAAGCUAUGUUUCUAUAUAGCCCACCUGAAAAAGCCUGGGAAUUUAAUGGACUUCGUGCAUGUCGUGGUAACGCCAUUGUCUGUACAGUAUUAACAAUGCAAAAAGAUAGUUUUCCUCCUAUGGUUGAAUCAGAUAUUGGUGAAGCAACAGGUGACAGUUGGGGAGCAACCAAUAUUGAAUAUGCAUGGUCAAUGCGAUCACCAUUUUCACGUCCAAUGUUCAAUCGAUCGAAACAAUUUGAUUAUCCAGUAUCAUUAUAUUUGAGAAUGUUUCGAUUAAAUAAUCCAGAAGCUGGUUUUUCACCACAAAAUAUUCGUACUGAAAAUAUUGAAUAUGAAUUUUUUGAAAUGAAUCAUGAACGCCAUCCACAAGAUUUUGAUGUAAGCAUAUGUUAUCGUUCUUUAAAUUAUGAAUAUUUACAUCUUGUAUUCACACUUAAUGUUAAUCGUGGUGAUGUUAUUGAUGGUAAUCAUAUAGAUAGACGUGAAUUAGAAGGUUAUGUACACUUUACAUUAAUGAAUCAUACAGGUGUUCAAUUUUCACGUAUAACUGAUUUAGAAAUAGAUCAUGAACGUGUUAGUAAUGAUGUCACAGUAUUUUUUACACUUCUUGGACGAACACCAAAACCAGGUUCACCAAGUGGUUUUGCUGAUGAAAUAACAGCUCAAGAAGGUCACGAUAGAUUAAGAACAGCUAUCAAUAACGGUCAAUAUACAUUUAGUUUCAGAAUGCGAAAUAACUCAACAGUACAAUUUAAUGCUGCAACUAAUUCAUUAAAAUCAUCAAAACACUACGUAUCAACACAUUCUGCUGGUAGACGAAAUACUGUUGAAACAUAUUCAUCUGGUGCACAAGCUUUAGCUAUUAUUCUUGGUUUAAUUAUUGGUAUAGUUGUCGGUGCAAUAAUUGCAGCAGUUGUUCGAAUUGUCCGAAAAGAACCAAUGCCUGAUAUGCCUACAUCAAUAAGAAAUCCUUUACCAUCUAUUAAUUUUCAUUCCAAAAAAUCAAGUCCUGCAGCAGCAAGUACAUCAAAUGCUUAA